GAAAACAGCAGUUGUUUGACUCCAAUUUAUCCUAUCAAUGAGUGGUAGUGUUUACUUUAGCGAAAGAACAAAAACCUAUGAUAUUCCUAUAUCACAUUUGGACUUUAAAUAUCUUGACUCUUGCAAUGACCCAUAUGAACUGGAGAAAAUAUUGAAAACCUUGAGGUCUGGUGAAGUCGGACGUUAUGCUGAACUUGAAUCAUUUUGUGAAGAAAAGGUCAAAAAGUUACAUCCAAACAGCCGAGUAUUACGGAAAGCGAUAGAACCAAUAAAAAUCACACAGUUGGAUAAAGAAGAAAGACAACAAAUUGAAGAAGAUUUUCAGAGUUGGCUUAAUGAAGUAAAGACGUUCAAUGAAGAAAUUGAUGACGAUGAUCAGAAUUCAGAAAUUGAUUAUUAUUUAUUGAAAAGAUCAAAAAAGAAAUCACUUCCAGGAAAACAAUUCGAAAUGAAUGAUGAAGAAUUAGAAGAAAAAUGUUUGAAAUAUGACAAUGAAGAUUUACCACCUAUUCGAAAAUCUAUUAUAUUUAGUGAUAAUAAACAAUUAGCAACACAAUUAAAUUCAAAAGGGGAUUAUACAUUUGGCAAAAGAGUUUUGAAACCAAAAGACUAUAGUGAAUGGGAUAAGUUAGCAAAGCAAUGGGAUAAAGAAUUAACUGAAGAUAAUCAACCAAAUAGUAAAUUUGAAAAAGGUGAAAAAAUGAAUUUGUCAGAAAUGGAAACCUAUGGAUUAAGAAAACUUGAUUAUAAAGAAUUGAAAUUAAGACUAGUUAAUAUGCCAAUUCAAACAAGAAAAAAAUUAGCUGAACGAGAAAAAGAAAAAGGGAAUGAAUCCUUUAAAUCAGGUGAUUAUGCUGAUGCAAUGAACUAUUAUAAACGAAGUCUUAUUAUGCAUAAAACCAAUGCUGUUUACAAUAAUCGUGCUUUAAUAUAUUUACGACAAAAACAGUGGAAACAAGCAGUGAAUGAUUGUACUAAAGUUUUAAAAACUGAACCAGAUAAUUUAAAAGCAUUAUUUAGACGAAGUCAAGCAAAUUUCGAAUUAGAUAAUUUAGAACAAGCUGAAAAUGAUUUAAAUAGACUUACCGAUCAAGAUCCAACAAAUUUUAAAGCUCAAAAUUCAUUACGAAAUGUGAAAAUUGCAAUAUCAAAACGUCAAGAACCCCAUUUGAAAGGAUCUAGACGUAUGAUCAUAACUGAUGUCGGUGAUUCUUCCUCGGAUGAUGAUGAUGAUGAGAGUGAUGAAAAUGUCGAAGAAAAUGAAUAUCAGCAGCAGGAACAACAACAACAACACAUACAAGGACAAGAAAUUGUGACGGUGAAUACUAAUAAAAUAGAGCUUUCAAAAAACCAUCUAGAUCAAAUUCAACAUCAUAAUAAUGAUGUUGAUUGUGAAAAACAUUAUUUCACCAUUGAGAUGAACAAAAAUGAUAAUAUUCAAUUGACGGACAAAUCUACUAUUGAUAUUAAUAAACAAGAAUCUAGCUUAAAUGUUUGUUAUGACUCCAAAGUUGAUACAAAUAAUAAUGAAGAUAUAAUAGCUACAUUUGAUAAUGGAGAUAUAUAUUGUCAAUCUGAAGUUAAUGACCAUUUAGAAAAUGAUGAAGUGUCCAUUAAUUCUAAGAGUACAUAUUCUAUCGUUGAUUAUGAAGAGUUAAAACAAAAAGGAAAUGAAUCCUUUAAAAAGGGAGAUAUGAAAUUGGCUUUAAUAUAUUUCAAUAAAUGUAUUGAACUUUGUUUAAAGUACAAUUUAAAUCAUGACAAACGUUUAGCUCUUAUUUAUCGUAAUCGUUCAUUGAUUUAUUUACAAUUGAAUGAAUAUCAAUUAGCAUGUAAUGAUUGUACAUCAGCUUUAUCGAUUGAAUCUAAUUGUCCGAUUGCAUUGUAUCGUAGAGCAUUAGCAUUAAAGUUUCUAGGUGAUCAUUCAGGAUGUUUAAAAGACUUACAGAAAGCAUAUAAUUUAAGUCCAAAUAAUAAUAGAAUUAUUGAAGAAUUGAAGAAAAUGCAGAAUACUUUAGUACAGACGGAUAACAUGAACACUGAUAUACUAAUCAAUAAAUCUCAAACAGUAAUAACUACUAGUACAAUCAGUACUACAUCAGAUCUUGAAAUAAUUGAAUUACCAAAUGUUGACAGUGAAAAAGAAGAUCAUAUUCAUGAUGACAAUGUUAAUGAUGGAGACGAUGACGACAACGACAACAACAACAACAAAAAUAAUAACAAUAGUGAAAUACUAGAAGUGGAAGUAGAAGAAGAGAAUGAUGAAAGCUAUGAUAAACUCUUAUCUAUACAAUGUAAUAAUAUGAAUCCAUCAUGUCAUAUUUCUACUAAUCUAAAUGAUUUCUCUAAAUUUCAACCAGCUAAUUCAAAUGUUAUGACUAAAUCAAUUGAUAAUGAAUGGGAAGAAGUGAAUCUUAUCAAUAAAGAAGAUACAAAGAUUGUUAAUAUAAGUAGCAUAAAUUCGACUAUUGACAAUAGAUGGAAGUUAGAUAAACCAAUAACAAACUCACAUGAAUUUCAAAAUUGUUGGAUAAAUAUUCAACAUUUAAAACGAUCAAAUUAUACAAACGCCAUUAAUGAAAUUAUAACACUAUUAAAUAAUAUAUUACCUGAACAAUUACCAAAAUUAAUUGGAAUUCGAAUGGAAUCUGAGAUGUUAGAUGAUUUAUUGAAUGCAAUCAAUAUAUCAAUGAAUACUAAAAACAAUAAUAGUCUGUGGAUUUACGAUAUUUUAAUCCAAUUGAGUAAAACAGCACGAUUUGAUUGUGCCUUAUUCUUAAUAAGUGAUGCCACAAAAGAAGCUAUAAAAUGUAUAAUCGAUAGAUUACACCAUCGAUAUCAACAACAAUCUAGUGAAUUGAAACAAUGUCAUAUUGAACAACUUCAAUCCAUUUACUCAAUAUAAAAGAAGAUAAAAAAAAACAACAAACAAACAGUAGUAUAUCACUGGUAGAUGAACAUUUAUUCCUCUGUUCAAUGAUUCUGAACAUCUAUUACAUUUCAAUCAAUAUACAAGAAUACAAUUUAGAGAGACAAAAAUCAAUUUAUAUAUAUAUAUGCGUGUUUGUGUGUGUGUGACUAUGUAUGGUUGAAUGAUCAAAAAUUCCCCCCUCCCAAAAAAAUAGGCAAUUUCUUUUCUAAUUUAUUUAAUGUUACACUGUAAAUAAUGGGUGUUGUCUGUUCUCUUUUUUUUUGUUUGUUAUAUCUUAGUGCUUUAUUAUACUACUUAUAUUCUUAAUACAUAUGAACACCUACCAUACAUUUGUUGUAUGAUGAUGAAAUCAAUGGUAAAUAGUGUUAGAAUGAUAGAAUAAACAAAACAAAAUAAUAAUAAUUGAUGAAAAUGGGAUAAGAUGAAGGGUAAAAACAAAUCAACAAAAUGAAUUAAUUAUGAAAGACACUAACUAUUACACAUAUACAUUAUAUAACAAAUGUGUGUAUGUGUCUGUGUGUGUGUGUGCAAACAAAACAAAACAAACAGAUAAACGAAACAAGAUAAAUUUACAAAAAACAAUUUAUACAUACAUACAUACAUACACAAACACAUAUAAAUGUAAAGGUAUAGAUUUAUUUAAUAUUGUGCUGAUAGAAUUAUCUACUCGUGUAAUACAUUUGAGUUGUGUUUAGUC
Schistosoma haematobium is the source of this 3629-nucleotide messenger RNA. RefSeq names its product Sperm associated antigen 1 (gene SPAG1). Bases 38 to 2905 code for a protein of 955 amino acids. Gene Ontology annotation, molecular function: heat shock protein binding. NCBI's taxonomy places the organism in Eukaryota, Metazoa, Platyhelminthes, Trematoda, Strigeidida, Schistosomatidae. The transcript has 18 exons. Gene Ontology annotation, cellular component: mitochondrion; cytosol. The record is from RefSeq and is a predicted model, not a curated record.